GUCCAUAGCAAGGGAAAUGUGUGCGAUAAGACUCAGCUUUUACUGGAGAGAUUAAAGAUGGUGGAAGCAGAGAACAGCUCUUUUGACUUGGAGAAUGAACAACAAAGACAGCUGAAUGAGAAAAGUCAUGAUGAGAUUGGCAGUCAGCUUGUCCAGGCAUAG
Molecule: messenger RNA, 162 nt
Organism: Lymnaea stagnalis (great pond snail)
Lineage: Eukaryota; Metazoa; Mollusca; Gastropoda; Lymnaeidae
Source: the annotation of a GenBank genome assembly